GUGGGGUAGGCUGCGCCCGAGGCCCAGAAGGGGUAGCAGGCCAUGGCGGCGGCGGCUGCGGCUGUGGCGGGUUGGUUGGGCUGGGUGCUUACCGUGCUCUGUCUGGGCAGCGCCGCAGGGGAGGCGGCGCCGAGCGCGGGACUGCUGAGCUUCUGCACGGAGGAGGACGGCGCGCCGGGCGUGGGCUCCCUGCGCGGAAGGGCAGCGCCGGAGGCCACUUUGUGCUUGCGACUCUUCUGCUCGGGCUUGGCCAACAGCUCCUGGACCUGGGUAGCCCCCGAGGGCGCCGGCUGCCCCGAGGGCGGGCGGGCCACGGAGCCCGGGGAGGCGGCCUCCCCCACGGGCGAGUGGCGCGCGCUGCUGCGCCUGCGCGCCGAGGCCGGCCACCCGCGCUCCGCGCUGCUGGCUGUGCGCGUGGAGCCGGGCGGCGGGGCAGCGGAGGAGGCGGCGCCGCCCUGGGCUCUGGGGCUGGGGGCGGCCGGGCUGCUGGCCCUGGCGGCCGUGGCGCGCGGCCUGCAACUGAGCGCGCUGGCGCUGGCGCCGGCCGAGGUGCAGGUGCUGCGCGAGAGCGGCUCGGAGGCGGAGCGCGCGGCGGCGCGGCGUCUGGAACCCGCUCGGCGCUGGGCCGGCUGCGCCCUGGGCGCGCUGCUGCUGCUGGCCAGCCUGGCGCAGGCGGCACUGGCGGUGCUGCUGUACGGGGCGGCGGGCCAGCGGGCCGUGCCCGCCGUGCUGGGCUGCGCGGGGCUGGUGUUCCUGGUGGGUGAGGUGCUGCCGGCCGCCGUGAGCGGGCGCUGGGCGCUGGCGCUGGCGCCGCGCGCGCUGGGCCUCAGCCGCCUGGCGGUGCUGCUCACCUUGCCCGUGGCGCUGCCCAUCGGGCAGCUGCUGGAGCUGGCAGCGCGGCCCGGGCGUCUGCGGGAGCGCGUGCUGGAGCUGGCGCGCGGCGGCGGCGACCCCUACAGCGACCUCAGCAAGGGAGUGCUGCGCUACCGCACCGUGGAGGACGUGCUCACGCCGCUCGAAGACUGCUUUAUGCUGGACUCCGACACUGUCCUGGACUUCAGCGUCCUCGCCAGCAUCAUGCAGAGCGGCCACACGCGCAUCCCAGUGUACGAGGAGGAGCGCUCCAACAUCGUGGACAUGCUCUACCUCAAAGACUUGGCCUUCGUGGACCCCGAGGACUGUACGCCGCUCAGCACCAUCACCCGCUUCUACAACCAUCCACUCCACUUCGUCUUCAACGACACCAAACUGGACGCUGUCUUGGAGGAGUUCAAGCGAGGCAAGUCCCACCUGGCCAUCGUGCAGAAGGUGAACAACGAAGGCGAGGGCGACCCCUUCUACGAGGUGCUGGGCCUGGUCACCCUGGAGGACGUCAUCGAGGAGAUCGUCAGGGCGGAGAUCCUAGAUGAGUCUGAAGACUACCCAGACACAAAGGUGAGGAAGAAGACCGUCGCCCUGGGCGCCCCUCUCAAGAGAAAGGAGGAAUUCUCCUUAUUCAAGGUGUCUGAUGAUGAAUAUAAAGUAAAACUCUCGCCUCAGCUGCUCCUGGCCACCCAGCGCUUCCUUUCCCGAGAGGUGGAUGUGUUCAGCCCAGUGCGAGUCUCUGAGAAAGUCUUGCUGCACCUGCUGAAGCAUCCCAGUGUCAACCAGGAGGUGACCUUUGACGAGAGCAACCGCUUGGCCGCACACCAUUAUCUGUACCAGCGCAGCCGGCCGGUGGACUACUUCAUUCUCAUUCUGCAGGGCAAGGUCGAGGUGGAAAUUGGGAAAGAGGGCCUGAAGUUUGAGAAUGGGGCCUUCACGUACUAUGGAGUGUCCGCACUGACAGCUCCAUCUUCAGCUCACCAGUCCCCAGUGUCUUCACGCCAGCUCAUCCGCCAUGACCUGCAGCCUGAACCAGCCGACAGUACCCGCUCCUGCACGUACUGUCCUGACUACACUGUGAGGGCCCUUUCUGACCUGCAGCUCAUUAAGGUCACACGGCUGCAGUACCUUAAUGCACUCCUGGCUACCCGAGCCCAAAGCUUGCCUCCAUCCCCAGAGAAUGCUGAGCUGCAGGCCAUCCCGGGCAGCCAGACCAGGCUCCUUGGUGACAGGCCUAGAGAGACAGCAGGGUCCACCAACAGCAACAGACCCAGCAGCAUCCCAGUGGAGGAGAGCCCUGGGCGGAACCCAGGCGUGUAACUGCUUGCCAGACAGCCCUGAGCUAGAAAUGGACAAGCGUUUGGGGAGCAGGAGAGCCAAGCAGGAGCUUUAUGCCAGCCUGUCCCCACCUAUCCUGGCCACGUUUUAGAUGGCCUAAUAAGCUGUGGGUCCUGGGCCUCCUCAGUGCCAGAGCCUGCAGCCCUUCCUGCUGUCCUUGAGGAGAUGGGAUUGACAGAGCAGCCCUCCAGAAGCCUGUUUCCUAGGGGACAAAAGAAACAGCAUCAUCUCUAGUUCCCAGGUCCUAGCUCCACCCCACCCCCCAUGCUGUCACAGCACAGUGUGUUUAUAUGUCUCCCUGAGCCCAGGGCCAUGUGGAUACGGCCACUGCCUUGGCCUUGGCCUUGGCCUGUGCUCAUUCUGCUUUUGAUUGGCCAACCCUCUGUUGCUGGCGCCACUUUCUGAGCAAACCAAGAGUUAAGGGUUUUGGUGGAAGUUUAAAUCUGGGGCCUGGUCGUGUACUUUUUGGCUUCCCUUACAAUGCCAUAUUUUGAUUCAUGUACCCCAGUUUUUCAUGUGCCAAAUCUAAGCACAGCUCCCGGGCAGGUCCGUGCCCUGGUUCUGCUCCCUCCUGUGGAGGAAGCUCCUCUGACUCCUCAAGUUAUGAGCCAGGGUCAGUCUGCAUUGCUUCCCACUCGGGCACAGCCACCACGGUGUUGUCGGUUUCUGUUUGAGGCCAUUUGUGGAAGGCCAAAGUUGGAUGUUGACGACCCAGGACCGCCUGUUGGACAACGUCCAGGAAGGUGUGCCCUGUAACGUAAAUGGAAGCAGUCAGUGAAGAUCGGUUGUGAGCCUGCUACGUCCUUGUCACUUGCUAAGAAGUCAAGGUUUUCUCAUAUCUCUGAAAUAUUCAAAUUCUGUGGGCUUUUCUGCUUCCAGUGAUGUUUUAGAAACACGGGGAUGGGAAGACACUGUCUUCUCUUCUAGUUUACCUAUGCUUUCUUUACACAGUUUCAAUUCUGGGACCAUACGUUGGGGUAGGAAGGGAGGAUUUCUGGAACCUUCCUUAAAAGAAUGUGGGCCCUUGGGAGACCAAGAGAAGAGUGGUACGCUUGCUGAGAAAAAUACUCAAAUGGAAUAUGCUCUGAGAACAAACCCAGGUUGGAAACAAAGGCUUUAAAUUACCUCUCUCCAAAAGAGAAUUCUAAAUUUUGGCUGACCCUCAGAAUCAAGUUAGAACCUUGGAUACCCGUGCUCACCUUGACCCCCAGGCCUGUGAUCUUGAAGUAGUUUUAACUUCCUCCUAGACUACUCCCUGUGCCCUUUACCAGCUUCUCCUAAUGUUAAUAUGUUAAAUAGCCUUGUUACAUUUAUCAAAACUGAAAUGUUAACAUUGGAGUACUCUUAACUGAGGCCUUGGUUUAGAGUUCACUUUCUCUUUAGUUUCCGGUAUUGGGGUAUUGGAGUCCAGGGUAGGAUGCCAGGAUGCGCUUAAAGCCAUUGCUUCUUUUGACCUAACUUUGUUCUCUACGGUAACUGCAGAUGCAUAGGAAGUGCAAAGACGCAGAGCCCGCACGUCCUUUAUCUGGCUUUCUUCAGUGCCCCCCGUCUCACAAACUAGAGUGUGCAGGGCCCUGGGGCUCUGCAUCCCGGCCACCUCUGCAGACCUGAGUCACUGCCAGGGUCCCCCCAGACCGUCCCUCAGAGCCACCUGCUCCAGCCCUAAGGCCUGGGACCAUUAGACUGUUGCUCAGCUCUGUCACUGUCAUGUCAACAAUGUCGUUUAAGGGUAUGUGCCAUGCACGGCCUUUGGGAUGGACUUCAUUCUGCGGAGUGCUCUGGAGACUGUUCCAGGUCACUGUGUCAGUUCCUCCUCCUUGCCAAAUGGUGUCCUGUGGUAUAUUCAUUGUCCUGUCGGGACAUCUGGGUUGUUUCCAGUUUUUGGCCUUUUCCAAAUAAAGCUGCUAUGAACAUCGACAUACA
This is a messenger RNA of Apodemus sylvaticus (European woodmouse), 4125 nucleotides long. It is a transcript of the gene Cnnm3, whose product is annotated as cyclin and CBS domain divalent metal cation transport mediator 3. Gene Ontology annotation, cellular component: plasma membrane. The coding region runs from base 43 to 2184 and encodes 713 amino acids. Gene Ontology annotation, molecular function: transmembrane transporter activity. The record is from RefSeq and is a predicted model, not a curated record. Lineage: Eukaryota; Metazoa; Chordata; Mammalia; Rodentia; Muridae. Gene Ontology annotation, biological process: transport; magnesium ion homeostasis. The transcript has 8 exons.